AGAACCUGUCGCAAGGGAUAUGGCGCAGACGGCGUGUUAAUCAUGAAGGCGGCAGACCUGGGCGCAUAAGAGCAUUCUGGUGUCUUGCAGUAUUGCCAAUUUGGCGUCUCUUUCUUUCUUUCUCCCUUGGUGGAAGCUCCAUCGAAAAUUUUCCCUUCGUGAUGCCCCGGCUAAUCAGGCGACGACCGUUCCUCGAGCGACUGAAAGCAUACCUCAACCCGCUCGACUUUCUGCUGUGGUUAUCGGAAGAAUUUGACUCGAAUGACUGGGCGCAGUGGGAAAAGGAGUGGGCUAUACCGUUAGGCGUUGGCAUCAACUGUCUAUUUCUGCUCGCGCGUGCGAACAGUCGCAGUCGUAGCCAGGCGUACGAUGAUGUUUUUGGAGAAAAUGGCGGCAUCAGCUGGUUGAAUUGGUUGGCCUCGUUUAUCGUGCACCUCCUCGCUCUUCUGUCGGUCUUGAACGCAGUAUACACAUUCAAUCGAAAGCGGACUUAUCGACUAUUCGAGGCACCCAUCGAUAAUGCUCCCGCAACUCCCUCUGCGCAGCGAGUCAAAGUGGCAUCGUCUCCGCGCUCUUCGUCCCCAUUGCGCCUCAUUUCCAACGUGUUAUCAUCCGGUUCUGCAGAGAGCAGAUCGCAUCCCAGGCCAGAACGGGACGUCUGGCAAAUCGGUGUCUGGGACCCUCAUCCUUUGGCCAUUAGGCUGUUCUGUCUGUUUAGCCCUGGGCACGUUCUUGUGUAUUGGCUCUUUCUUCCCACCGCGCCGUCUGACCCCCGACCGAGCAUGACUAUUGUGACAACCAUUUUCCUGGCCACCCUCUUCACGGUUCAGCUGUCCACCCUUUCAUCUUCGUUCACGCAGCAGUCGAAGGACUCCAUGUUGAUACAUAAAGAGGUUCUGAAUGAAUACGACAUCAAGUAUGUCCAUCCACGGACACAGCCUUUGAUGCGUGACGUUGCAACACAGUUCAACACCGCCGACUCGUACCAGCCUCAUAAAGACGAGAAGUACAACAAAGUGGAGACGUACACACCGACUGUGAUGCGUCACGGAUUUAAAACUAAUCCUAAUCCCAAUUAUCUCCAACAUAUUGACCCCGAGUCGAAAGGUGUACAGGGUACCCCGCGCAGACAGUUAUUUUCCACUCCCAGGACGUCUUUCUCUGGCUCAACGAAGGCUUCAAGCGUACAGACACCGAAGUAUGGAAUUGAUUCUUCUCCACUGAUAUCGCAAAGCGCUCUUCGACAGCCACAUUUCCGUCCAACGCCUAGUAUGGGUGACGGCGGUAGCUUGGGUGUAUAUUCCCAUGCGCAAUCCCCAUUGAAGAGAAAUAUACCGACAAAUUUAGACCAACGCAGUGCACAUCGCCGUGGUGAUUAUGAGAGUAGAGACCAUGCCCAGAGUCCUGCGAGAUUGCCCAGCAGUCCUCUGAAAAGAUCCAGUGUUCCUGGGGGAAUAAGCGCGUCUGCAGCCGCUCAAAGAUGGGGUCACUUGGCUACUCCAAGUGGAAGAAGAGAAAGUGGCAGAGUUUGAUGACAUUUACCGUUUUAUUCACUUGAACUAUAUUACAUUAUGGCCUUUUUUAUGGCGUUCGUGUCCCUAUGGUUGGCUCCUACAGUUGCAUCUUUGGCGUUCUCAUUCUCGAUAUAUUUCUUGAUUUGAAGGAUUAUUAUUAUUCAUCUGAGAUGAAUCAUGAGCUUUUACAUGUAUAUUUCCCAGUGAGAUAUGGCAUAACAACAACGGAAAAAUCAUUGUACGCUACGUUGCUUGCUGUUUUG
Messenger RNA from Coccidioides immitis RS, 1777 nucleotides. RefSeq lists its product as uncharacterized. Bases 162 to 1532 code for a protein of 456 amino acids. The record is from RefSeq and is a predicted model, not a curated record. Lineage: Eukaryota; Fungi; Ascomycota; Eurotiomycetes; Onygenales; Onygenaceae. The transcript is spliced from 2 exons. Gene Ontology annotation, biological process: maintenance of rDNA; regulation of exit from mitosis.